Messenger RNA from Fomitiporia mediterranea MF3/22, 1215 nucleotides. RefSeq names its product RNase Gf29. Gene Ontology annotation, molecular function: RNA binding; ribonuclease T2 activity. Gene Ontology annotation, cellular component: extracellular region. NCBI's taxonomy places the organism in Eukaryota, Fungi, Basidiomycota, Agaricomycetes, Hymenochaetales, Hymenochaetaceae. Gene Ontology annotation, biological process: RNA catabolic process. The record is from RefSeq and is a predicted model, not a curated record. The transcript has 16 exons. Bases 1 to 1215 code for a protein of 404 amino acids.
AUGAUAUCUGUAGCAUCCCUUGCCGUCUUUGUGUUCGCUGCUGUUGUCUCGUCCACUCCUUUCUCAAAUCCAGUUGAAACGUUUGAGCUCUUCAAGCGCGUUUCUAGCCAAUGCUCGGCAUCAGGGCAGACGUCAUGUCACAAUACGACUGCCCAGGAUACCUGUUGCUUCGAGUCUCCUGGAGGCCUUCUUCUUCAGACACAGGCAAGUUUCUGGGACACGGAUCCAUCUACCGGCCCAACUGAUUCAUGGACUAUACACGGUCUUUGGCCAGACAACUGUGAUCAGACGUUUGAAGAGAAUUGCGAUCCUUCUCGCGCGUAUAAAGACAUUGCUGGAUUACUCACGGAUGCAGGAGCGACGGACACACUUUCAUUUAUGCAGACGAAUUGGGUCGACAUUAAUGGCAACGAUGAAACUUUCUGGGAGCAUGAAUGGAGCACGCAUGGUACUUGUAUGAGCACGUUGGAGCCGGACUGCAUCGAGAACUACACUACCGGUGAAGAAGCUGUUGCGUUUUUUGAAACGGUAGUCAAGCUCUUCAAGACACUCCCAACAUUUACGUUCUUAUCCAAUCAAGGGAUUACUCCGACGACAAGCAAGAAAUUUACCUAUUCAGAUCUCACUAAUGCUCUCCAGGCAGAAGCGGGAGUAGUUCCAGCGUUGAACUGUGAUGGAAGCACACUGGAUGAGAUCUUUUGGUACUUCAAUCUUAAGGGCUCUGUUAUUGAUGGAUCAUUUGUUGCAAUCGAUGCACCAUCGAAAGGGUCGUGCCCUAGUAGCGGCAUAUCCUACCCACCGAAAUCUGGGUCAGGAUCUCCCACAAGUGUAAGUGGAGCAAACCCAGGAGGUCUUCCUGCAAAGGCAACCAUAACGGCACAACAAUCGACUGGCGGCUCUCUCGGAGGUUUAUUGUCUGCUGGAACGUGGUCGACGCAAACGCUCGCGACAUACACCCUCUCAGGAAGCUCGAGUAGUUUUACGAUGAAGUCUUCAAAGGGCAACUGUGGCGUAUCUAGCGGAACUCUCACUUGUGGUAGUGGCGUAUCUGCUUCAUCUUUCUCUGCAGUUACCUCGGGUAGCAGUCUGCUCCUUGCGUUUAGUGGGUCGACGGAAUUCUCGAGUAACACUGCUCCCAGUGGCGAGACUCAGGAAACUGUAUUCCCUGGAAGCAGUCACACACAGAAGUUUACUCUCGUCAUCAAUGCGUCGUAG